Molecule: messenger RNA, 975 nt
Organism: Knipowitschia caucasica
Lineage: Eukaryota; Metazoa; Chordata; Actinopteri; Gobiiformes; Gobiidae
Source: the annotation of a GenBank genome assembly
AUGUUGGAUGCCUUUGGUUCAGCGAGCGCCACAGUCACCAUCCCCAGCAACCCCGACCGGCAACUCAAAGCAGCGGCAGGGAUGGGACUGGAGUCUGGCGCGGGGGAAAAGGAACUCCUGGAGAUCACGACUGGUGAAACUUUAUCCAAAAGUAAACUUCUGGUCGGAUUGGAUCUGCUGUGCCUCUUUUUAGCCUCCAUCCCAUUCUUUGCUUGUGAGCUCAAGGCGGUGAGUCCGUACAAAAGAGGCUUCAUCUGUGGAGACCCCAGCAUCACGUACCCAUACCUCCAGAGGGAAGUGAUCCCAGACGAGCUACUGAUCUCUGGAGGCAUCAUCAUUACCGGCCUCACAAUUGCGCUGGGAGAGUGUUAUCGCGUGCGUUUUCGAGGAGUGAGUUCCAAAGCCUUCAUCAGGAACGUGUAUGUGUCCUGCCUCUACAAAGAACUGGGCUGCUUCCUAUUCGGCUGCUGCAUCGGCCAAUCCCUGACCAACAUGGCCAAGCUGAGCGUAGGGCGACUCAGGCCUCACUUCCUGUCUGUGUGCGGCGUCACAUAUGCAUCACUCAACUGCACUCUGGGAACUUAUGUGGCCUCUGUGACCUGCCCCCAGCCUGACCAUCGUCUGGAGGAGGAGGCCAGAAAGUCCUUCUUCUCUGGUCAUGCUUCCUUUGCCAUGUACACACUGCUCUAUUUAGCUUUCUACCUGCAGGCGCGGUUCACUUGGCGCAGUGCCCGGCUGCUGCGGCCGAUGCUUCAGUUCACUCUCGUCAUGCUCGCCGUCUACACUGGGCUCACCCGCAUCUCCGACUACAGGCACCACCCCUCCGACGUGCUGACGGGCCACAUGCAGGGGGCGCUCACUGCUUACUGGGUGGCGUUCCACAUCUCGUCCAUGUUUAAGACCUCCAGCUCAACGCUCUCCCCCAGUGAAACUCCCCUGGACAGUCCUGUGUCGCCUCAGCACACUGUCUGCUGA